AUGGCUCGCAGUCAAGCGGCUGGGCACUUCAAGGCAGCUCCUCAAGUCACGAUUCUCUCAUGGAAUCUGCUGCUGGAUGACCUUAUCUCCAAUUUCAUCCCAAGGACAAUGAAAGAUCCACCGGACGAGCUGCUGAAAGAAAUUUACAAGGAGGGCGACCCAAAGAAGCAGUGGAGAGACCUGAAAGCGAAGAUGAACGAGGAGUACAAGCCCUGGCACCAGAUGAAAGAUUUGAUUAAAGAUCCCCACGACGUCUCGCAGAAGCUUCGUGCUCUCUGGAGCCAGCCAGAUCUGAAAAGCUUGGAGGGCUGGGAUCUCGGCCUUGAGAAGGAGAAAGUAAAAGAUGAAGUGACCCUGGAGAAGCACCUGACCUGCCUGGGCGUUCUGCAGAAAGAGCUUAAAGACAAGGAUUUGGGGCGAAGGGUCUACGACCAGAUCGCAGAGGAAAACAUCCACCGGACAUGGGAUAGACGGAUGCCAAAGAUUCUGAACAGGAUCACGGAAGAGGCGCCGGAUCUUGUGGCCUUUCAAGAGUAUGACAUGCACCGGCUCCAAGUCGAGAAGAAACAGUUCCACGAGCACAUGGCUAGUGCCGGCUAUGAAGGCUCCCCGAAGGGCUGCGUUGUUUUGGUGCACAACUCCUGUGUCCAGGCCAAGAAAGAGCGGGGCAUCUUCUGGAAGAAAGAAUUCUCCACGCCAGAGUUGCGGCGGCAAAUUGCAAGCGGCGUGCUGGAAAGUGAGCUCUGGAAGGCAUCUUUGGCCGAGCUUGCUGACGACACAUACGGACCAGCCGGAACCAGAGUGGAAGUCAAGGAGUGUCGAGAUGGCAUGAUGCAAGUGACAAUCUUGCACAACGACAAGGAUGCGUCGAUUCCUCAACAUCAUCUGAAGGAGAAAAACCAGAAGGAACUGCAGGACAAGCUGAUUGGCAACCUGGACUUGCAGGAGAGGGGAGAGGACGGAAAGCUCAUGAAGACCAUGGACCGCAGAAGUUUGGGCUUUGUGCGGCUGCAGAUCCGAGGGCAGCCCCUGCUCUUCUGCACGACUCAUCUAAUGACCGCCAGUCGAGACCUGCACGGCCGAGUCCGAACUGAAGAGCUGUGCACCAUCAACAGCCUGAUGAGUGAGUUGGUGAAUCCUCACGAAGCUGUUAUCUUCUGCGGUGAUUUUAACAUCAAUAGUCGUGGGCAUUCUCACGACUUCAUUUGGAAGAAGAAGUUCCUGAAGGGCGAGAAGAACGUCGAAAAGGACCGCUUCGUGAAGGCAGCUGAAACGUCAUCAGAAUGCUCCUUUUUCGGAGCCGAACUGGUCCUCGUAACAGAGUGGGGCGGCGAUCAGGUCUUGCAGGAUUUCGACUCCAUCAGCCAGCAGAAGUACAAGAUUCGCAGCAAGACUAUCGGAGAAGUGCAGGAGAUUGACACCAACGGCGACGCACUGAUCAAGUUUGAGUGCAAUGCUGAUGACCCAGCCCGCCUAGAGUGGGUGUCCCAGAAGGACUUCAAACACAUGAGAUCAUUGGACCACACAGGCUACGAGAAGGACCGUGAGGAGCGCCGCUUCAUUUGGGAGCGAUCAGACGGGCGCGAGUUGAAAAUGCGGGAUGCCUACGACGAUAUUUACGGCUCUAAUGACGCCUCCUCGACGAUCACAGGCAUGCGGGAAGAGACGAUCGAUUACGUAUUCUUUGACGAGGAGAUGCUAUCCUUGCAGAAGAAGAGUGCCCUGAAGUGCCCUGGUGUCAUGCCGAACGACCAGGAGCCAUCAGAUCACAUUCCACUCAUAGUGACUUUCGACCUGCCGGAUGUUGAGGUCCAGCUGAAGGAAGGCCUUCGCAGACUGGAGCACCACCUCUCCAACCUCCUGAAAGAAGGCAAAGCUGGAGAGAAGCUGGCGAUAGAUGUACUUCUCCCGCUGAUGCAGGCGGUGGAAGCUGCCAGGAAGCAGAGCCUACGCACCUGGCUCCUCACCGGCAGUGGCCACCGACCUGAGGCAGGAACUGGGGAAUGCGACCACAUGAGGAACCAGGGGAGCCAUCGCCCAGGAGUCCUUGUGUUGAUUCCUUUGCUCUUCAUGUCCGAAGUAUGGUUUGGUUUUGUCAAGGGGAACCUUGGUUGCAGCCAGACUUUCCUGUCGACAGAAUGGCUGGAGCUAUUCCGCCAGCCCAGCAUCGUCGUUGGCGAGGACUUCUCCGUGCCGAAAAACUUCGACUGGCAGAAGUCAACGAAGGAGAACUACGUCCACGAGAUACAGGGCCAGGUUUCAGGCGACAGUUAUGCUAGCAAGUAUCGUGCAUUCCGAAAGCUGUGUGAUGCUGAGUAUCAUGGUCUCUACAAUCUGGACCGUCAGAUAUGGCAGGAUGCGCAGAUCGAUUAUCUUCUGAAGAAAGGCAUGAAGGAAGAGAAUCCAUGGCUGCUGUACACCUGCGGACCUAUGGGAGUGGGAAAGAGCUUCACUUUGCAAUGGCUUAACAAAGAAGGCUACCUCAACAUGCAGGAGAACAUGGUGAAGAUUGAUCCGGACGCGAUCAAAGAAAGGAUGCCUGAGUACAAAGGAUAUGACAAGAAGAUGGCAGCGACCCACUGUCAUCGAGAGUCAGCCUACAUGAUGGAGAUUGCGCAGGCUGCUGCGAUGCAGAAGAACUUCAACGUUUGGGUGGAUGGAUCACUCAAGGAUGCCGAAUGGUAUGCGCAGCAGUUCGAGAGGAUCCGUUCUAAGUAUCGGGACUACCACAUUGCCAUAUUCUACAUCGGAGCGGACGAGCAGACCAUUCUGCGCCGCGUGCAGGAACGAGCGGAGGGACCAGACGGAAGGCACGUGCCUCCUGAGCUUGUUCGGGCCUCGAUGGCAUCGAUGGACAAGACGCUCAAUGUCCUGACUCCGUUUUGUGACUUUGUAGCACGGAUAAAGAACAACGGACCGUCCCCGGUACUGCAAGCCAUCGAUUCCAUCGAUCACAGCGGAAUUUGGGAAGGCCUGCGGGCGCGCAUGGACACGACGCAGUCGAUGCGCAGCUCUGUGGACUUCCCGCAGUCUUUGCGGCCACUGAGCCUCACGAGCGUUUCCUCCGAGAGCUUGGAGUUUUUCCGAUUCGAUCCCAGCGACAAGCUCAAGAUGCUGUUCGACUGGAAAAGGUCGACGGUGAAGAUGCCUCCCUCCGAACUUCGCUGCUCGCCGCUGCGCAAAGUGCGGCUGCCAGGCACGAAGGAGGGCACGGACGAUGCCACGCGAAAGGCUUUGGGCAUCGAUGCUCUUGCUCAGGAAUGUUGCUGGAUCUAUCCGCUGAAACUGGGCAGCAACACCCCGGCAGAGUUGGUGGAGACCUUCCGCCAUUUGAAGCAGGAUCAAAAUCCUGUGGCCUUUGUGCUUGAGAACGGAGGUUUCUGCUAUCUCAACGAGGAGUUGAAGAUAGUUGCACUGAUUGCCAUUGUCCCCGUCGGUCGGGCCAAAAUGCAGUUCAAAAGACGAGAGGUGAAAGGAAGAAGCCCAGAUGCCACAAGCGAAGUGAUCCCAUUCGAGCCCGAUGACAUUGGCUAUUGGCACGAGGUUACUCUGGAGUUCCUGAAGAAACGUGGAGCUGAAGAAUUCGCAUACUUGGCCCCCCACGAAAUGUCCUCGAAGACCGGGGUUGAGGUGGGUGGCGAGUAUGGAUCCUUUGCUUACAAGUUCAAGCAGAGAGACAAGCAGGAGGUGGUCGUCUUCGAUUUCAUUGGAGCUGGCACGCUUUGA
This is a messenger RNA of Symbiodinium sp. CCMP2592, 3726 nucleotides long. Lineage: Eukaryota; Dinophyceae; Suessiales; Symbiodiniaceae. The record is from the annotation of a GenBank genome assembly.